AUGUACACGAGGAGCUACAUCUACCUCAAGCAACUACCCUCCCCCAUCACCCCACCCCUCGCCGUACCAUCCUCCCUUCGACCUCCACCCACAUCCCCAGCGUCUAUGGGGUUCCCUUCGCCAUCGUCCAUCGUCUCGUGCUCUGCGCGCGCCACGUCGUUGUUGUUGGCCCCUUUCCUUCAUUCUCGCCGCUCCCUUCUCCCCCUUACAUCCCCAUCCCCUCACCCUCGUCCUUUAUCUGCUCUGCAUCUUCUCGACCUCGCUUACGCGCCCGCAGAUCGAUACUGCAACGUCCGCGUACCCGUGCUGACCGCCGCUGCGACCCUUCGUCGAAGAGAGGGGAGUGACAAAGAUGCCCCUCCCCUCACCCUCGCGCAUGUGAUGCGAGAGCGGCAGAGCGUUCCCCGCGUCGCUCCGAGUUUGCUUCAAGACCCCCACGUUGUUGAAGGGGGGGAUGGUCUCCCCGUACUUGGGAGCGUGCUACCCCGUCGUGCACUUCGAUGCGAGUGCGACGCGACGCCCGGGGUGAGGGUCUCACGAGGUCGGGGAGGGGGGAUGUCUUUGCACCCUCGCCCGCCCCUCCCCACCUGCGCGGCACAGCGGGAGAAGCCCAAUGUUGCUAAUCUCGUCGCGCUUGAGGGGGAGGAGGUGGCGAAGUCGGAGGAGGGAGGGGAGAGGCAUGCGGCAUAGAUAAUGAGCGGCGCGAGUUGGCCGUCUUGCGUAUGACGCGAUGCCCAACGUGCGAAGCCGCGGCACUGGCUGCGAGUGCGGGAGCUCGCGGACUUGUUCUAAGACAUCGAGGGAGGGAUGGGGGAGUUUGUGGCGUGCGCGUUCGCGGCGCCGCCGACUCUGCGC
Messenger RNA from Schizophyllum commune H4-8, 855 nucleotides. RefSeq lists its product as uncharacterized. NCBI's taxonomy places the organism in Eukaryota, Fungi, Basidiomycota, Agaricomycetes, Agaricales, Schizophyllaceae. The coding region runs from base 1 to 690 and encodes 229 amino acids. The transcript is spliced from 4 exons. The record is from RefSeq and is a predicted model, not a curated record.